CAUUUUUCUCCAUAGAUGUAUAUAUCUAUGGUUUCGCCCAUGCACGUUUCUAUUGGCCGGCUAGGCUUCUCCUGAAGGUGGCUGGAACGGUCAAGAAUGUCUCUGGAGGACCCGUUCUUCGUGGUGAAAGGAGAAGUUCAGAAAGCGGUGAAUACAGCAUGGGGUCUCUACCAGCGCUGGGGCCAGCUGCUCCAGGAGACCCAAGUUGUGAACAAGGAGGAGCUUAACUGGACUACAAAUGAAUUACGCAACACCUUGCGCAGCAUUGAGUGGGACUUGGAGGAUUUGGAAGAAACCAUUUGCAUUGUGGAAUCAAACCCACACAAAUUUACAAUUGCGGUGUCCGAGGUUGCAGCACGACGUUCUUUUGUCACAGAGAUGCGGGAGUCAGUCAAGGAAAUGCAGGAUCACAUGUCUGACCCAGCAGCACUGUCCUUUGUGGAGAGGAACAACAGAGUGCUGGUGGAUAGCAGGGAAUGCUGUGGGCUCUUGAGUGCAGAGAAAGUGUCAGCAGCUGAUUCACACAUUUUGGAAGAGCAGCAGUUGCACCAGAAGUUGAUCAUUGAGGAGCAGGAUGAGCAGUUGGAGCUAGUUUCUGGCCGCAUUUCUGUGCUGAAGCACAUGUCGGGGCAGGUUGGAGAGGAACUUGAUGAACAAACUAUAAUGCUAGAAGACUUUGCUCACGAGAUGGACAGCAGUCAGAACCGCGUAGAUGGGGUGCUCAAAAAGAUGGCCAGAAUCUCCCACAUGGCUAGUGAAAGACGUCAGUGGUGCAUCAUCUGCCUAUUGGUCAUCACUGGUGUGGUGGUGCUGAUCCUUCUUUUUGCUCUGUGAUCAACUGACAGAUGGACAUAGGGAAAAUGGAAAAGAUACAUCAACCCCAUUCCUUUCAUGUGGAAAGCCUGAAGACACCAUGGCUUUGUGUCCUAUAUGGCGUGAGGGAUAGUGAAGAAAUAGGACAAUGACAAGAAUGUUGGAUUUCUAACUGGGCUCCCUUCCCUUGUAUUCAUACUGUUGGCCCUAACUAUGAAGGGCUACAGGUCUGUGACAAAGGAUUCUGCAGGCUGGUACUUGUCAACCCUUCGAGGUAGUCCAGACCAGGAAGCCAAAAUAAUGAAUGCUAAUAUUGUUUUUAUUGUAAGGUUAUAGUAACAGAAUCUUGCAAGUCUGAAAGCACUCCUCCCCCCUUACUUUCCAGAGAGCUAGGGAGGGGAAAUCCUGAGAUGCUUUCUCAAAUUACAUUUCUGAUUUGGGCUCAGAUUUCAUUUAUCAGACCAUUGUCUAGGCUGUGGCUCUUCCUCCUGUCACUCAAGGCUAUUGUCACAGACCAUUACUGUUCCUUACAGUGGGAAUUUGUGGACUUUCUUUUUCACCAUACUUGGGAAAUAAUUAGGUUUGAAUGCCUCUGUUUCUUAAACGUGAAGACCAUGCACCACCCAUUCGUUAUGUCACCAGCUUUGCAAAAACAGGCACUAGUGUUUAUUUUCUUUUUCUUAGUCUUAUGCCUGUUAGAAGAUCCAGUUCCUUCAUACCAACUCUCUGAUGCAUGUAAAAUCUCUCUCCAGUAAGCGUAUCUGAUGAAGCACAAUUGACAGAACGGUUACCUAUUUUCAGUUGAGUUGGACCAACAAAGAAUGGGUGGCAGCUUUAGAUAGGGCAACACUAUCUCCUGCUUGUUGAGUUGGUGAAAUGUUUGGUGAAAUUACUAAGAGUUGAGGAUGAUUUAAAGCUGUCUAUUUAAAUGCUUAAUGAAACCAAACACCAGCCCCCAAUGGGCUCCUUUCUAGAAAUUGGGAGCAAAGAACAUUGCCAACAUGUAAAUGUAGGCUACAACAUUGUGCACAAGGAUGCAACUGAUGGUGAUGCUUCUGGGCUAGGCUAAAAAACCUGGCUUGCCAAUGUACCUGCUCAGGCUCUCUUCUCAUCACAAGCAUUUGGUAGAACAUGGUGGACAGAUCAUCUCAGUACUGGCUAAGUGGAUUCUGCCAUGAAAAUAAAAUACUGGCUAUUUCCAGGGAAGUCCAAGUGACUCAUAGUUUAUAGUUUGUAUCUCUAUGGAACAAUUCAGUUGUCACAGGCACUCAGCCAUUCCGUUUAUAUUAUGUAACAUUAUAGAGCAGAGAUUGGCAGACAUCAGACUUGGGAGCUCUACUUUAUUAUCUAAAAACCUGAGGUUCACUAAUCAAAGCUUGGACAUAGUCAGAAUUAAAGAGUGCUGAGCCUUGGAAUUUGAUUUCCAGAAUAGAAAGAUGCUUACAGGUUUUCGUGGGGUGAAGAAAAUGCUCCUGGUUAGUUCAAGCUUUAGAAUUAUAUGGGCGAGGGGAAAGUUUUGGCUGCUGCUGUUCUAAAUCCUUGUGAAUUAGGGAUCUUUGCUAAGCUGCUGAAACUACCCAGGGAUCUGCCAAGUAAAUCCAGAUCCUCUGCUAAUCUCUUUUAUAAAGCAAUGUUAAAGCAACUUUUUAAAAAAAUAAAUAUUUUAUACUUGUACUUAA
This is a messenger RNA of Candoia aspera, 2492 nucleotides long. It is a transcript of the gene STX10, whose product is annotated as syntaxin 10. The record is from RefSeq and is a predicted model, not a curated record. The transcript is spliced from 8 exons. Gene Ontology annotation, molecular function: SNARE binding; SNAP receptor activity. NCBI's taxonomy places the organism in Eukaryota, Metazoa, Chordata, Lepidosauria, Squamata, Candoiidae. Gene Ontology annotation, cellular component: SNARE complex; endomembrane system; synaptic vesicle membrane. The coding region runs from base 97 to 834 and encodes 245 amino acids. Gene Ontology annotation, biological process: intracellular protein transport; retrograde transport, endosome to Golgi; Golgi vesicle transport.